Molecule: messenger RNA, 6058 nt
Organism: Priapulus caudatus
Lineage: Eukaryota; Metazoa; Priapulida; Priapulimorpha; Priapulimorphida; Priapulidae
Product: focadhesin-like
Exons: 39
Coding region: 64-5319 (1751 amino acids)
Biological process (GO): regulation of post-transcriptional gene silencing
Source: RefSeq, a predicted model, not a curated record
UCUUCAUGUGACAGUGUUCUACGCAGGAACUGACAUAUUAGGAGGGACAUUCUCAGUAGUAACAUGUGGGCGUAUAGUCAGGCAGUUGACAAACAGUACCAUUGCAUCAUUGGGAAGAAAGUGAAAGGCCAACCCAUUCAGGAAAAACAUCAUGUAAAGGAAGUAACCACACUGGUAGAGUCUUGCUGCAGUGCGUCUGUGAAUGUGAGCAGUGCGUCAGCUGUGGCUAUUGCCGACCUUGUACAACAAGGUCACCUUGAUCUGGAUUAUGCUGUUACCUCCCUCAUCAAUGUUGCACCGCUGACAAGUAAACCAAGUGGUAUCGUGCAAGCCUUGAGGAUAUUGCUGCAGCAACAAGCACUAGGUACUGAGGUGGCAAGUAGUUCAGCACGUGUUUUCAAGUCACCUUAUGGACUGAGGUCGGUACCUCAUCCAUUCUUGUCAUUGCUUGGCAAUCAACCGGAAUGCUGGCCAUACUUGCUGAGCGAAUCACAGGUUUUCCUCUCACACCAGGACAAAUGGAUUCGCAGGUCAGCGAUCGCCGCUCUCGCACCGUUUCUCACGUACGCCCUCCUGCACCCUGCCGCGCCUUCCGACAUACAGCCGCUCACUCGAGAACUGCAGCUCUGUCUGCUGCAGAUACACGACGACGAGGCGGUGACGCGAGACGCCGUCGAGUUUGUGCUGCGGCUGACGCCAUGGCUGCAGACAGGCAGUCCUGCUACCUGUUGGAACGUGAAGUAUUUGUUGGUAGACGUCGGCCGUCUGCUCACGACAUUGCCACGUGACGUCUGCUCUGAUUUCUCGUCACGUCUGAUGCUUGACAUGCUGUCACAUGCCCUGUGCAUGCGUGCGCAGGGACUACAGUCAUCGACCCUGUUGUUACGGGCCGCAACCCUGGCUCGCACACACGUAGACGAGCAAGCUGUGGAUAUAUUGCUGAUGCUGUUAGCACUACUACUGCAGUCGUGCACGGUGACAUGUCUAGCAAGCUUGCUAGAUAUCGGUAUUUCGCUGCUUGGUGCGGCCCAGGCUCGUUCUCGACACGUGUGCGCUGGCUUGCUCGCGAUGCCGCUGCAGCAGGUGCUCAUGGUAACCGAAACGUCGUCACUCUGCCACGUCCGCGAGAACCACGCCGCGGCAUCGAAACUCAUGCAGCUCGUCGAAAAUGCCAUCUACACGCAGGCUACGUCCACGAUGAAGCGACAACAGUCUGACAGCAUCCUCUACCGUCGUCUUCCAUCGUCGCUGCACUCGCUCUACCUCCUUGUUCUACGGCUGCAGGACAGCGACUACUGCGCCACCUGGUUGAACAGUGUCGUUCUCUGUGACUGCCUAGCUGUGGAGGGCCUCCUACUGAUAGCCUCCGUGUUGACUACUGCACAGGGUGACGUCCUACUAAUGGACAUUGCCCUGCAAGCUGCAGCUGAAUUGAGCAGACAGCAUCCUCAGCAGGCUGUUGGCAUGUUUUGCCUACUGCUUCACAUACUUGGUCGUGAGAGAGACCCACAUAUCUGCCACCAGAUUCUGCUAACUAUUCCGGAACUGGCUGUUCAUAAGACGUGUGUGUCGCCUGUGCUCAAGACAUUGCGAGCCCUAACCACUAAGCCAGGAGUUAACACGACAGCCAUCCAUCUGCUGACUCUACUGUGGAUGAGGCAGGAGCGUACCUAUCCUCAUCUCGCAAAGGUACUUCUGGACGUUCAGAUAUGUGCUGACGACCCACUAUUUUGGGCAAUAAUGGCCGCCGUGAGAACUAUAUGCCGAGAGAAGCCGUAUCAGCGUGGAACUGCGCUGGUGCCUCUCAUCUAUCGAGUGUUAACCUCAUGUGCAGACAAGGCGGUCACCCUGCCUUCUGUGCUGGGACUGCAAUCUCUUGCUGCUCUUUGUGAAGCAGAGGUUCUCGACAUUAGGAGCACGUGGUUGGCCCUGGAACCGAUAUUUACUACUGAACAGAGGCCUUCGGUAGUGAGUGGAAUCUGUCAACUACUUGCUAUUGUUCCAUCUUUAGCUGUGCAGAGCACAGAGUAUGAGGCAUUCAACGAAAAAGUGAUGAAUACCCUGUGGCAGAUCGUCCAAGGUCAUAAAGACACGGAUACAUGUCGUGCUGCCCUACUGGCACUGUCAGGCUUUAACCCAGCAAACUUCUGCAUCAGACACUUGCCGGCAGAGAUUAGACCAGAUUUGAAGGAUCCCGAACAAGGUGCUUAUGGAGCUGCCCUGGAAACAGAUGAUGAAAUUGAGGAGAGUCCAAUACCUGGCUACUGCUACAUACAGAUGCUAAAGCAUGUACCAUGCUCUCCUGAAUAUGGUGCCUUUUUGACGGCAGUUUGUAACCGGGAAAUAGAGUCAAUGCCGAGGCACGUAUACCACGUUUCGGCACAGCGACGGCCACAUCAGGCGCAGAACAGGGUUAUAGCGAGCGUUCCAGAGUUUCUGUUUAACAAAUAUGAACGCUGCAAGAUACCAUCCAUUCAGGGAAACCUCGCACUUGGUGUGCUACGUACAUUUAAUCCACCGUUGCCAGUCGACAAGGAUGGGAAAAUUCGCAGGGCUCACGUCUUGAACAAGGGCAGGCAGUUCCAGCAUCUUCUUCGUGGGAUUGUUUGUGACGUUCCUGUCCAGUGUGGAGACUGGUACUGCAAUCUGUCGUUGUCUAUGACAUGGGCAGGUUUCAUGAGUAGCCUGUUGAAUGCUGUCACAGAGGGGAGGAAAGCAGAGCUUGAGAUCAAGCAAAGGAAGGCUAAUGGUGAUGCUGACACCGUAGAGGAAAGCUCCGGUGAAACAGCAUGGCUGUGGGCAAGAGACCAGAUCACAGAUACACUACGUACAGCAGCCAGGGGGACACCUCAGGAGCAGGGUAACUCCGUAGUGGCGCUGGCAGCACUGGCAGCCGCUGUGGUGCGCCGUGCCAUUACAGUUGACCGGCAGACCGAGGCCGCAGCCACUCAGUUCACAAGCACCAAUCAGUGGCUUCAGACAAUGAUAGACACCGUGCUGCGCGUACUGGAUGAUGGCAGCGUGCCAAGAGGCGCCAUCUUCAACUGGCUGCCACACAAAGGUGGCACUGCGGGUUUUCUGCCACGCUGCAGUGCUGCCAUCUGCCUGCACCUUCUUCUGCCGGCCAUCAUCGCAGUGGAUGCAGAUCACGUGUCCACUGCUAUAGACUGUCUCCUGCGGCUGCUCCCUGAUGGAGAAUGUGCGACGCAGCCGUCUGCUGUCACCUUCCAUGCAGGCCUAGGGCUCGGCCUCUUCCUGGCGUCAGUCUACACAGAGCGCUUCCUAGACUUGUGCUCUGAUCAGAACUUGCAGGCUGUUCUCACGGCUCGUCAUCGGCUGGAGCAAUGCUGCGUCAGCGGGCAGGCAGAGAUGCGCGGCGGAUGCCUCGCUGGCCAGAUGGCGUUACUGUGCGCGAUGUGUAGCGAGGGCAGUACUGAGGCGGUGGAACACGUAACGAAGCAACACAGCGCCCUCUUGUGUCUGCUACAGGACACGAACCCGAUGUGCAGUGAGUUUUCGGUCGGGUGCGUCUGCGUGGCUGCUGUGACUGCCUGCGCACUCAGAGCCAACGUGCUGCAGCUGGCCUGUGCCAUCAGUGUCCUUGAUCUUCUCACUAAGCUUCAGGCUGAGAAUCCUAGGGAUGCAGCACUGGGCCAGGCACUUGGCAUGAUGGUGCAUGAACUGCUGUUACCUGGCAGGCAGCCAGCCAUCAUCAGGCUGAAAGAGCGACUGUAUGGGGACUGGAUGAAGACUCUGACCGAUGCUGGUGCCCCCUUGCUCCACAGGCAGACCUGUCUUAGGGGCGUGCUUGCAAUAUUUGGCAGUGAGCGUGAGAUUACUGGAAUGGCUGAAGACGUCACGGAGACGCAUGUUGACAGCAGACUGAACGAUGUGCUCCGGCUAACCAUGCAGAUUCUGUCCGGUAGCACAGAGGUAGCGCUGCAGUCAUGUGCAGCCUGGAUGCUGGGGCAGGUGUGUGCGGUCAUCAGCAAUAGCGAGAGAGCAACGACGACAGCCCCCAGCGACUAUUCCUACCUGAGCGAUCAAUAUGUCCUUCGGCCACUCAUCAGCGUCAUUGGAGAGGCAGGAAAACUCGGCCCAGAGGUUGUAAGGACAGAUGAGCUGGAAUUGUAUGUGCAAGCGCUGGCUGCUACACACGCCAGACCCCUGCCACCACUCAACUGGGCCAGUCUUCUUAACCCACUCCUCAAACUGCCAUUCGGUGCACUGGUCCAGCAGAUGUGUUUACAGAUAGCCAUUAAUGAAGGUGCAUCUUCAACUUCUGCUGCACAGUUUGUAUCGGCAUGGUGCAUUCCACCUCUCUACACCUCCCUCCAGCCGCACUGCAAAACCCUGCUCUGUGAGAAACUACCGACGCUAAUUCGCUUUCUGCCUCCGGCGAAGCUGAGGACAUUGUUGGAGAGACUCAUCGCUGACGCCUUCAGCACGGACAGCGAAGGUGUUCAGCUGGUGUCACUUCUAGAUGGCUUCUCUGCUGCCCUCACAGUAGCGGAUCCGCCACAGGCCGUCACGCCCGUGUUGUACAUGAAUGUUGAGCAUAUCUACACACUCAUCUCUGCUGAGGAGAAUUAUGACACGCUGCGAUCAGUGUACUCCCUUGUGGAACAGCUGCCUGAGAAUCUUGUUCAGAGGCUGGUUAGCUUCGAGCACUCAGAUCUCCGCAAACCAAUCUUCGUGUGCUGCCACCUCGUGAAGAGUGGAAAAAUGCCCUUGCAGUGGCUGGAUAAGUGCAUAGAGGGAGUUCUGGCCAACAUGAGUUUGACGAUAAACAUAUCCUGGCUGCUGAGGCUGGUAGGCAUCUGCCUGCAUCGCUGUUCCCGUGCUGAGCAUCACGGCGGAGAGGCUGCUAGUCUGCAGUGGAUGCUCAACCUUCUCGGGAAAAUGCGAGAGGUUAUGCUGGCUCGGUCUGAGGCGGCCAUCUUACGGCAGAAGAUCACAGCUCUGAUGCAAAUCUUUGCUGCCUGCGUUGUGGCGUUUUCAACCAGUCGUCUGCACCCACUUGGUACAAUCGCGAUGCAGUACGACAGGCAGCUCCAUCUACUGGAGGGAAAAAAUGUAUCACUUGGCUCCGAAUUACUGUCUCUGCUGCCAGUGGAAUUACCCAAGCUCUUGCAGUCCAAGCCAUGGCAUCAGGCUUCCAGUACUGUAUUUUCUUUGCUGCUGUUGCUGCAGCAACAGAAGAAUGAGUUUGGUGUGGAGCUAUCGUCUAUUAUCUCUGACUGUUUUAGAGAACUACGCCAUUGCUCGGAGUUCAAAGGUGCUGCAAUCUGGACACAAGUUGUGCAAUUGGAAGUAUAAGUUACCCAUAGGCGUCUAUACUCGUACUGCUCCAUAAAAUUGAUUGAAGCAGACAUUGCUGUGAUCUAACACUACACAAGUAUGCCCUCGCCCAUGUGUGAGUCUCGUGUGUCAUGCCACCCUCCAGCUCAAUGACUGACGAGUGGCAACGUUCGUGUGGAUCCCAGAAAACCUGGAAAGUCUUAGAAUUGCCAUGCAAUUUCAUCAUUUAUGUUGGAAUUGCAAUGCUAUUUUCCAGGUCUGGAAGAUCCUGGUAGAAAAUAGGUAAGGGUCAUGGAAGGUCCUAACAAAUUGGCUAUUAUUUUGUCUGGGCCUUGAAAUUGAGGUCAUGUUUAAAAGGCAAUAAAAUAUGCUUCACGUGAGUUUGUUCUCUUAUCUUAGUCAUUAAAAAUUAAGCUUUAAUUUAAGCCAUCAACAACUUGCUUUACCGUAGGUGUGUGAACCCUGUAGGUAAAUAGUAGUGUUAUUUGAUUCAUCAGUGUAAUGCUUUAGUUAUAACAUGAAAUAUCAAAAUGAUCACAAAAUAUUAGAAUUGCCAGGACUAGAACUUUGCAGGCAGUUAUAAAUAAUUGGUUGAACUUUACAUUGUUAUUGCUGGUGAAAGUGCUUCCAUGAAACAAGUGUAUGCUGUAAUUGAGAUGAUGGGGAAAAUAUUAAUAUUUUGUACAUGUAUCAAUUUUGUUUGCAACGCGAUGGCAUUCACUAUGAAUUAUGAUGCUCAUUAAAAAAUGUGCAAAGA